Hypomesus transpacificus is the source of this 2737-nucleotide messenger RNA. Its product is annotated as adiponectin receptor protein 2-like. The record is from RefSeq and is a predicted model, not a curated record. Gene Ontology annotation, molecular function: signaling receptor activity. The transcript has 4 exons. Lineage: Eukaryota; Metazoa; Chordata; Actinopteri; Osmeriformes; Osmeridae. Gene Ontology annotation, biological process: adiponectin-activated signaling pathway. Gene Ontology annotation, cellular component: plasma membrane. Bases 235 to 903 code for a protein of 222 amino acids.
UUGUAGCGAGCGCAUACACACACACACACACAUACAAACACACACACACUCACAGACAAACACACACACUUUCAUACGGCCCACUCGACAGAACUCAGCCUAACGCUGCCCCCUUGUGUCAGUUACGUGUCUUGCAAGUCAAACCUGGAUUGACUUUUGCUUUCUCUUCCUCCUCCUCUCCCUGUGCCUCUCCCUCCUCACCCAGGCUGCCUGUUCUUCCUGUGUCUGGGGCUCAUGUACAUGUUCCGGACCAACAAGGCCUUCGUAGCCCCCUUCCAGGAAAAGAUAGUCAUCGGCGUGUUCUUCCUGGGAGCCAUUCUGUGUCUGUCCUUCUCCUGGCUCUUCCACACGGUGUACUGCCACUCUGAGGGCGUGUCACGCGUCUUCUCCAAGUUGGACUACUCUGGUAUAGCCUUCCUGAUCAUGGGCUCGUUUGUUCCGUGGCUCUACUACUCCUUCUACUGCUCCCCCCAGCCCUGCUUCAUCUACCUGAUCGUGGUUUGCAUCCUGGGCCUGGCAGCCAUCACCGUCUCCCAGUGCGACUUCUUUGCCACGCCGCAAUACCGCGGCGUCCGAGCAGGUGUGUUUGUGGGCCUGGGUCUGAGCGGGGUCGUCCCCAGCCUGCACUUUGUCAUUUCUGAGGGCUUCCUACGGGCCACCACCAUGGGCCAGAUGGGCUGGCUGCUCCUCAUGGCCACCCUGUACAUCACUGGAGCCUGCCUCUACGCAGCACGCAUACCUGAGAGGUUCUUCCCUGGGAAGUGCGACAUUUGGUUCCACUCCCACCAGCUGUUCCACAUCCUGGUGGUGGCAGGAGCGUUCGUCCACUUCCACGGCGUGUCCAACCUGCAGGAGUUCCGCUACACUGCUGGGGCUGGCUGCGCUGUGGAGGACGCCCUGUGAGCCCUCCACCGGUCGUCACGGCAACACACCGCCUGGGGGAGACUCUCACAACAAACACACACACUUUCUCUCCUCCCGCAGUGAAACAGGCUGCUUUGCCUCCUUGUACAUCCCUGGAUGACCUCCAGAGAGCAACAUUAAAACAGACAGGGAGUUCUUUUCCUUGAAUGGGAAACCUAUGUAAAUAUGUAUGACCUUUGUUCUGUUGUUUUGAAUCUUUGAUGGUUUGAUUGACUUAAUUUGGUUGCAUCAAAGUUUUGUUUUGUUGUUGUUAUUGAGACUGGUUUUUCAACCGUCCCAAUGAUGAUGAUUUGGAGUUUGUUAUGGUUGAAUGUUGGAUGAUACAUAUUUUUGCUUAUGGUGCAGAGAGAAACAUAAUAGUUUUUUUGCUAAAUGCAAUGAGGGUUGUCCGGAGAGAAAAACUCUAAAUAAUUCUAAAAGGAAUUGAAAAAGAAAAUUAAAAAAAAACACUAGGUUUUCUCUCAGUCUCUCUAUGACAAGGGUGUUUGGGUUUGGGAUGUGCCGCUUUCAAACCGUUUUUUCAUGUAAAUAAGAUUUCUAAAUUUUGGGUUAUAUAGAUUUGUAUUAAAUAAAUAUAUAUAUAUAUAUAUAUAAAAUAACACAAAAAAAGAGAUUUUGGACAAGAAUAGAAAAGCUGGGGGGAAAGAAAGCAUACAGAGAUACAACAAGUAAGACUGAAACAAAACAAAAAGUUGUCUUAAACAAUUGUUGUAUCUUUGAGGAGCAGCACACUCGCUCAUACACACACACACACACAGCCUGUGUGCUAGAGAUCAACGAGCAGGUCCCAAUACCCCUUACAGGUGCCUUUCUGAGGCCCAGAGACAGGGACCAGGCUGGGUUCCCCAGGGUGGGUUCCCCAGGCUGGGUUCCCCAUGGUGUUCUCCUCCCAGACAGACAGUUCCAGACCCAGGUCUAGGGAACGCCAGGGUGCUACCGUGUGACAGUGGUUUCACCCUCCUUUGACCAGAUCAACAAGAAGAACAACAAGUGCAUCUCAGAGUGUUUGGGUUAGGUGUCUUUUCGUUUUUCAUUUUUAGCACCAUUUUUUAUUGUUUACCAUGAUCGUUGAUAAAAAGCUUUAUUUUCAAUUUUAUUUUUCUUGCCCAGCCGCACUUGGGUGGACAUGAUGAUGAUGUUGGUUUGUUUUGCUCUGUAGUUAUUUGGGAAUGGAUAAGUUCAAUGAUCAAUGCAGGGGCUUGAGACCUCCAUUCAUCUGUUUGUUCAUCGUUUAUCUAUUUCCAAAUUGUCCAGGACCAGGGUUGAAAGAGACAGCGUUGUCUUUGAUUAGCUUGUCUUCUGCCCCAGUUCGAAAUCUCCCAGUCAGCUCUUCUAUCCCCAGCUAAGGGAGAAGGGUUCAGAGAGUUGAUGUGUUUGAAUGGUUUGGGAUGGGGGGGGGGGGGGGGGGGGGGCUGUGUUUAAAGCUUGUAUCCUGUUGCAGUGUUGCAGUUCAGUUUCUCCUGUACUCGAGGUAGUACCUCAAGGUAGAAAGGAGAGUCCAAGGAGGUUGAUCAAACCCAUUUUUCUAGAGUUUUCUGACAAUUUUGGGGUUAGUUUUAGUCAACUCCACACAGGACCGUCCUACCAGACUGCAGCGGUCUUGUGGGACUGUCCCGCUACCGGAAACAUCGGAGGAAGGUGCUGCUGUGUUGUUUAAGUGUUUGCGUUUUUUUUGUUUUUCAGGGGGGUGGAGGGGGGGGAGUGCAUUUUUUGUUUGUUGUUGAAGCACACAUUAGUGUUGUGGAAGAGUGUAUGAUUGCAAUAGACCUUUAUAUCUGCUGUAUUGUUCUAAUAAAAAAUUUUUGGGAAACUU